GGCAGAGAAAACAGUGGACAAGAGAUCCUCGCCCCACUCAUUGGAAUAAUACAGUUUGCAGCCAGCAUGGUCGUCCUCAGCUGUGUUGCUUUGGGAUUUUAUCUUCAGCUCCUGCUCUGCUUUGCUCUAUCUCAGACCUCUUUUGUUGACAGUGUCUUCUCAAUUUCAGCAGCCCUUCCUUGCCUGGACCAGAAGAAACGGAUUAUUAAUAAUAAUAGAGUGUGCUCUCUCCUUGCUCUUCCUCCUCCUCCUCCUCCACCACCACCACUGUUAUUUCCUCCAUCACACUUCAAGCAGGAAUGGAGUUCUAUGUUCCAACCUCUGGUUCUGAAAAACCUAUGUCAAGAGCUUCAGAUAACGCAGUCUCCAUGUAUAGAAACUGUCUGCCCGCCAGGACCUCCUGGUCCCCAGGGCCCACAAGGUAUUCCUGGUGUGAAGGGACCAAAGGGAGGGAAAGGUGAGAUUGGCAGACCAGGAAGAAAGGGCAGCCCAGGUCCUCCAGGUGUUCGUGGAAUGCCAGGACCUCUUGGAUGGCCUGGUCCAAUGGGACCUAAGGGUGAAAAGGGAGAUUUAGGUUUGAUGGGAUUGCCAGGUACAAGAGGACCAAUGGGCUCCAAGGGUCACCCUGGAAGCAGAGGAGAAAAGGGAGUUCAAGGAGAAAAGGGUGCCAAAGGCAGCAAAGGUGACAAGGGAUAUAUUGGCUUCCCUGGAAUGCUGGGGCAGAAGGGAGAAAUGGGUCCAAAGGGAGAACCUGGUGCGUCAGGUCACAGAGGACCGACUGGAAGACCAGGAAAGCGAGGCAAACAAGGACAAAAAGGAGACAUAGGAGCUCCUGGAACUAUAGGCCCAUCUGGGAGGCCUGGUCCUCCUGGCCAGCCUGGUCCACCAGGACAUUUGGUAUCAGGGCAACUAACAAUGGGGCCAAAAGGGGAAAGAGGGCUUCCUGGACCUCCAGGGAAAUGUCUCUGCAACCCUCAGCAAAAUGUGAAUAUCCCACCAUAUGAGGAACCACUGUUUGGACAGCCCUAUUCAAAAGUUCCUGCAAUUUUUGUAGUGAAUAACCAGGAAGAACUGGACAGACUAAGCACAGAGAACGCCCUAGCCUUUCGAAGAGAUCAGAGAUCUUUGUACUUCAAAGAUACUUUUGGAUGGCUUCCAAUCCAGCAGCUUACACCUUUCUAUCCUAUGGGCUACCAGAUGGAAGACAGCAGCACAUGUGGAGAUGGCGUCCUCCAAGAAGGGGAAGAAUGCGAUGAUGGCAAUAGCAUUGUGACCGAUGACUGUAUAAGGUGCCGCCAUGCUUAUUGUGGAGAUGGCUACCGGCAGGAAGGUGUUGAAGACUGUGAUGGAAAUGAUUUUGGAUAUUUAACAUGUAAAACGUAUCUUCCAGGGUCUUAUGGGAAAUUACGAUGCACUUCUUAUUGCUAUAUUGACUCUACAGAGUGUCGAUAUUUUACAUGAAGGGUGAGCGGGUGUUAGGUGAGUAUUAUCUCACACAUGACAAGCAUACAUCAGGUGCUAUGUUAUCAUCAAACCAAGGCCAGGCAAUAGAUGAGCAAGCCAACUAUGUAAUGCAACAACUUAUGCCAUGUUGCUAUGGUGAUCAGAGAUGUAUUUUCAAUCUACUCACACUGGAAGAAAAUAGGACCACUGCAUCCUGUCUUAGUAGAAAAAUGUCAAACAACAUUUAUAGUUAAGACUUACAUUUUCCAUGGCUGCUUACAGGAAUUCCCUCGUGCAACAAGAACAAAACCAAACCACUGGAAUACUGUAUUUUACUUCAAUACUGUUACUUCAUAAAAACACAAUAAUACCUCAACUUAGCACUGUUAGUCCUACAAAUAAGCUCUUCAGGUUGUUCUUUAAUAAUAAAAAAAGACUUUUUCCAGUAUAAACACAAAGCAUAUUCUUUUUGCAGUGUUUAUAAGGACUAUUUAAGAUUUGUUUGUUUACUACAUUUGUAGUACUUU
Molecule: messenger RNA, 1970 nt
Organism: Elgaria multicarinata webbii
Lineage: Eukaryota; Metazoa; Chordata; Lepidosauria; Squamata; Anguidae
Gene: COLQ
Product: collagen like tail subunit of asymmetric acetylcholinesterase
Exons: 17
Coding region: 67-1461 (464 amino acids)
Biological process (GO): extracellular matrix organization
Molecular function (GO): extracellular matrix structural constituent conferring tensile strength
Source: RefSeq, a predicted model, not a curated record